AAGGAAUUAAAAGGAAAGUUACAGCGCUCUUUUAUCCUACGUCAAUGUCUCAGUCACGCACAUACCGCGCGCGCGCACACGAACAUACACCGACAACACACACAAUUUCCACAUUCCGUUUAAAGUUUAUUGGCGGACUGUGCAGUGCCGGGAGCCAGGCACACCGACACACCCAUAGUGAAAAGAGAGCGGCGGUGGUGAGUCAAUAGUUACUAAGUCAGUUCGUUAUUUAGGUUGACGUGAUGAAGAGUGCUUGGCAGCGGUCACUGCUGUAGGCUACUAAGCGUUUUACAGGCGGGAUACAUGCUGGCUGUGGCGGACGGGUUGACAGCGGUGUUGUAGGCUACGGGCAUCUAUUGGAGACGAGGCAACAGGUUGCAGCCAAUGGCGUUUAAAGAGAUGUUCUGUCAGUGGGCUCUGCUGUUGCUGUGUACUCUGCCUGUGAGGACCGUCCACUCAGAGGGAUCAUUUCAGUGUCCAGGAGCCACCAUUUUGGCCCAGUUUCCCUCUGUCCUACCCGUUGAGGCCUGCUGUCUGAACUACUCCGGCUCCACGUUCGGCCAUGUUCCCUGGGCCAUGCUCACCAACGGGACCAGACUACAGGUCCUGGACCUGUCUCACUGUACCAUCACUCAGAUAGACCUGGAGGAUACAGAGACCACACACUCUCCUCUCCAGGAGGUCUACCUGGGUCACAACAGACUGACCUCCAUCCCAGGGGACUUCCUGUCAGAUCUACCCAGCCUGAAGGUGCUGGAGCUGGGCAUGAACCAGCUGAGGGAGCUGCCUGAGGAUUUCCUCAAGGGAUCUGACGGCCUUCAGGAGCUGGAUCUCAGGGGCAACCUCCUCCGUUCUCUCCCCGCCUCUGUGCUGUCUCUGCGGGGUCUGCAGAGGCUUGAACUGGUGGACAACCCCUGGGACUGCUCUUGCUCCCUAGUGGAGGGGCUGGACAACAACAACAACAACAACACCAGCCUGCAGGGCAUCGUGGGUAACAUCACCUGCGCGUUUCCUCGGAGCCUGGCGGGGCGGCUCGUGUGGUCGGUGGCGCCUGGUGACGUCUGCCGCCCUCCAGGGCUCACAGCGCUCUUCAUCCUCCUGCCCCUCCUCAUCCUCCUCGGCCUGGUCCUCUGCUGGUGCUGUGGGAGGAAGAGGAAGAAGAAGGAGGCGCCCGCCUUCGGCUCCUCCAAGAAGAAGGCCUCCCACUCUCAUUCAUCCAACGGUCACCAACACCACCGAUCCAAGCCCCCGGCGGGUGGAGGAGGGGGUAACUUCCCCCCGGCGGGGGACUGCAGCAGGAAGGGGAUGUUGAAGAACCAGCUCCUCCUGCGACCCUCCUCCACCCUUCUUGGCUCCACCAGGGACAUCUAUGAGGAGGUGGAGAUUAAACUAGAAUCUGUGGAGUCCCUCCCUCACUCCCUCCCCAGCUCCCCUCCCUCUCCUGGGUCCUACUCCCAGACAGAGGGCCCUGAGCUGGGCCUGGGCGGACAGGCAGAGCUGGAUGCGGUGAGUGUGACAGAGGUGAUGAAGGACUCAGCAGACAGGGAGAAGGCUUAUAUGACCCAGUCCACUGAAUACUACAGUCUGGUGCCAGGCAUUGACCUGGACGACUCAGAUCACGCCUCGGAUCAGGCCUCGAACCACGCAUCAGACCACUCCUCGAACCACGCAUCAGACCACUCCUCGAACCACGCAUCAGACCACUCCUUGAACCACGCAUCAGACCACUCCUCGAACCACGCAUCAGACCACUCCUCGGACCACGCAGAGUACGAGAGCGUUGACCUGUCGUGACAAUGGACAUAGGUUCGCUAGAAGGAGUGUGUCUCUCCUGAUACCAGAAACACUGACUGACUGAUUGGCUGGCUGGCUGACUGGCUGGCUGACUGACUGACUGGCUGACUGGCUGAC
Coregonus clupeaformis (lake whitefish) is the source of this 1911-nucleotide messenger RNA. RefSeq lists its product as uncharacterized. The record is from RefSeq and is a predicted model, not a curated record. Gene Ontology annotation, cellular component: plasma membrane. Gene Ontology annotation, molecular function: protein binding. NCBI's taxonomy places the organism in Eukaryota, Metazoa, Chordata, Actinopteri, Salmoniformes, Salmonidae. The coding region runs from base 385 to 1794 and encodes 469 amino acids. The transcript is spliced from 2 exons.